GGCCAAAUCGACACCGCAACGGACGUUCAGCACUAUGACGAAAUUAUCAGCAAAGCAUGCGGUGGAGAGGACGACUCGGACUUCUCAUGGUCUGACCUACCAAAGAUGCCUGAAUCCGAAGGAGAGGAGCAGAUUGAAGAUGACAAAGUAGAUGAAGAUGGAGAUGACGAUCUAGAUGUGGAUGCAACCGACAAGCGCAUCACAGAACUCCAGGCUCACUGCGACACCCUCCGGCUCUUUGAACCAUGCGGCCAGCAGUUCCUUUAACUCCGAGACCGUUCAAUCCAGCGCCGCACCUCGGGAGGUUGUUACUGAACGGGUCAUGGCAGCUCUUGAGACUCAGAUUGCCGCGACCAACAAAGAGUAUAAAGCAGCCAGUGCGAAUCCGGCUGUGGCCGAGGCGCAACUUGCGCAGCGCACAGGUACACAAGAACCGUCUGAUACAGUCGCCGCAGACUCUCAGCCGACAAAGAAGAAGAAGCCAAACAAUCGUAGGAACAAGAAGAAGAAGAAGGCAGCUGAGAACGCCGAGACGGCCGAAGCUUCCAACAUCGGCGAUACCGCUGUGACUACUAAACUUUCAGAGCCAACCUCAAACAAGGCCACCGAGGAUUCGAUUGACAGCGAUGACCCGUUCUACGACCAGCUGAAGGGAAUCGAGGCCAUCAAGCGUGGCGACCAUGGACCUACCAAUGCACAGGAAACUGACUCGCAACGUCACGUUGAAGCCGCUAAAUCGAUUACGGAACCGCAGAUGAUGCGAACCAUGGAAGCUUAUUUCAAAGAGACGGGUCGUAAUCAUACCAAGGGCAGGAAGGUCUCAAAGGAAGAUCUUCGCUAGCUGGUUUCGUUUUGCUAAUAGCGUUCAUGGAGCGUUCUGCACUGCAUGCGAGGCCGCCCGCUGAUCUUUGUUUCCUAUCGAUCGCAUGUGAACCGA
Messenger RNA from Macroventuria anomochaeta, 937 nucleotides. RefSeq lists its product as uncharacterized. NCBI's taxonomy places the organism in Eukaryota, Fungi, Ascomycota, Dothideomycetes, Pleosporales, Didymellaceae. The coding region runs from base 176 to 841 and encodes 221 amino acids. The record is from RefSeq and is a predicted model, not a curated record. The transcript is spliced from 4 exons.